AUGCCCUUUGGAACAGGGUGGCAAUUCUACAGUUUUCCAGAAGAAAAUUUCAUGGCUGAGUACUUUGUCCUCCUAUGGAGUUGUGUCCAGAAACAGUGGGAGCAUCGUGUUUUCCAAGAGUUACUCAAGUCUGUAGCAGACCUGGAGGAGCUUUUCAUGCAAGGUGGAGAUAAUGAGGUUGAUGCCGUCGCAGAGCUGGCAAGUACCAUCAUGCUCUCCUACCUCUUCAAAAAAGGCCCAUCAAGCAGUCCACCACCUCACCAAGCGACUGGUAGCCCAAAUGAUUUUUAUCAAGAAGAGGGCUCACCUGUGACUGCCUUGCACAAGAUCAAAGUUAUCAAGGCCAUGAACCAGUCAUGCAUAAUUGAGAUCUUGGGUGUGUAUACAUCCUACUUGUUCUUCCAAAAUAACAUCCUACACAUAAAAUCUGGCAAUCUUCUCAUCAAUAACAACGGCUUACUCCCAAUAGCAGCUUUUAGAAUUUUCAGUCUAGCACACAGUCAUGGAUCAGUGUGGGAGAGACAAAAAUGUUUGCAGCAGCGGCUGCUGCUUCCCUCUGAGUCACAAGCCUUGACAGCACACUUGUCAAGUUGA
Suillus fuscotomentosus is the source of this 594-nucleotide messenger RNA. RefSeq lists its product as uncharacterized. The coding region runs from base 1 to 594 and encodes 197 amino acids. NCBI's taxonomy places the organism in Eukaryota, Fungi, Basidiomycota, Agaricomycetes, Boletales, Suillaceae. The record is from RefSeq and is a predicted model, not a curated record. The transcript is spliced from 6 exons.